AUGCCGCUGCUCAAAUGUCUAAUCGAACUGCGUCCAAAUUUACGCACUGCAGUCGUUUUGCUCCAUUUUGAUGGAUUGGUGACCGAAAACAAUUCUCGCAUCGAGAUUGAUGAGCAGGGCGUGAAUGUUUGCGAAACACUGGAGAACGGCAGCGUGAAGACUCAGUUAAUAAUAGAGUACAACGCUUUCGGCAUGGAUAUCCAUAAUAUUACAUCGUUUAUAGUGGCUGACAACCAUAUUUAUUUCCGCUUCAAUUACAAUCGCAUCGACUUGGAAGCGUUGGAGCGACAGAGCGUGCUUGUGGCGAUGAAGCCGAUCGAGCUGCAGUUCAAGGAGAGGUCAGCGCCCUUCGCGCUGCACUGCAUCAGCUGCUCGGCGAAGCUUGUCUCAUCUUGCAGCUAUGGGCGCUUGCGCGAGUUCCCACAUGGUAUUGUCGAGCCGGCCGAUUUCUAUUGUGACAUGGCCAGGGGACCUGUGCCGAACGCAUUGCUGGUGCCCGGUACUACAGAUCUCUUCUAUGGCCUUAACUACAUUGUCCUCAAAACGGACGUCGUGUUGAGUCGUGUGGGGCUGCACGACAGUUUGAUCUAUUGCGGGAAUUGUUUGCGGUUGCUGGGAAAACUGAUUUUGCAGGGUUUAGCUGCCAGAUUGUGGGCAGACACAGUGCAUUGGAGUCUUGAGAUUGAGGAGAAUAAGGAAAGGACAGAAAAGGAAAGCAAGGUUCAGGCAGCAGUGCACCAUUAUGAUCCGCAUCCGAUCUUCAAAUACGACAUGAUCACUCAAUUCAUGCUACGCCUGCUGCACUGCCUCUGGCGUCCGGUGAUGCCGCAGCUUUCUCCAAUAUCGAACAAGGUCCUGUUGUGGUGCACGCUGCCGAAUCGUGAGCUGCGGAAGGUGCUGCUUCUUGUUCUGGAUCCUGACUUGCGCGUGUUGCGUCGUUAUCCUCCCGGCCAUGAGAGCCUGUGUGGCUAUCGUGCCUGCAAGCUGUAUUUCAAAAUUCUGGACAUAGUGAACGUUAAUCACACCUACCUGGAUCAAAUCCCAUGGGAGGACCAAAGGGAAGUGCCUCUGUUAGAGGUGUCGCACGUCAUGUUCUUGGCACUUGUGGCGCGUUUGGAGCUAAACAUGGAAACUGUGCCGGAAGCUUGGCGUUACAACACAUGUACGGAGAAAAUGCUGCUCACCUAUUUCUUUUAUGAGGACGAACCGGAGGAGCAAAUUAUUGCCGAACAAUUAUGGGUCGCACAACAGCUUAAAAAGAACGUGAUUGUUCCGGAUAGCAUCGAUGCAAAUGAUGAGCAUUCCGAUGAGUCGUAG
This is a messenger RNA of Scaptodrosophila lebanonensis, 1317 nucleotides long. RefSeq lists its product as uncharacterized. Lineage: Eukaryota; Metazoa; Arthropoda; Insecta; Diptera; Drosophilidae. Bases 1 to 1317 code for a protein of 438 amino acids. The transcript has a single exon. The record is from RefSeq and is a predicted model, not a curated record.